Messenger RNA from Triticum aestivum (bread wheat), 3032 nucleotides. Its product is annotated as villin-1. Bases 188 to 2767 code for a protein of 859 amino acids. The record is from RefSeq and is a predicted model, not a curated record. Gene Ontology annotation, molecular function: actin filament binding. The transcript has 20 exons. Lineage: Eukaryota; Viridiplantae; Streptophyta; Magnoliopsida; Poales; Poaceae.
GUGGAGCCCGCUGGAGGGGAAAGUGCGUAAUUGUUUAGCCUCUGCAGCUCCACCAAACUUCACUACCAGCUGCUUGCUCACCUUUCCUUUUCUUCUUUUCUUCAUCUUCUUCCUCCCCUGCUCUGGUCACUUGUUUGGUGGGGACGAGCUCGCAUUGCCUCCUCUUGCCGCCGUGCUUCGAGGGGCCAUGUCGACAAUGAAGGGCGUCGACGGCGAGUUCCUCGGCGUCGGCGACAAGGCAGGGCUGGAUAUCUGGUGUAUUAUGGGCACCAAUGUAGUCCCAAUUGCAAAAUCCUUGCAUGGCAAGUUCUACACUGGGAACUGCUAUAUCAUACUCCAUACAGCUGAAGUCAAGAGCGGAACUCGAAGGCAUAAUGUGCAUUACUGGAUAGGGGAGGAGGCCAAAGAGGAAGAUUGUUUGAUGGCCUCUGACAAGGCCAUUGAGUUGGAUGCGGCGCUGGGCUCUCACGCGAUCCAGUGCAGGGAAACACAGGGCGAAGAAUCCGACAAGUUCUUGUCAUACUUCAAACCAUGCAUCAUCCCUGUACAAGGUAGCUUCUCUUCGCACUGGAGAAGAUCUGGGGAUGAAUGCGACGGGACCACGAUGUUUCGGUGCGAAGGAGAGCAUGUAGCUCGUCUAAGAGAAGUUCCAUUUUCGCGGUCCUCUCUGGAUCAUAAGGCGGCAUUUAUAGUGGACACACCAUCCAAGAUUUUCCUUUUCAGCGGUUGUAAUUCUUGCAUACAAACAAGGGCUAUGGCACUAGAUGUCAUAAAGCAUCUGAGAGAAAACCGACACUGCGGCAGAUGUGAGAUCGGGAUAAUAGAGGAUGGAAAGCUUGCUAGUGAUUCAGAUGCUGGUGAGUUUUGGAACCUCUUUGGAGGCUAUGCGCCUAUUCCUCGUGAUGUACCAGACGCAGCCAAUGGGGGACCGAUGACUACCUCACCCAAGAAACUUUUUUGGAUUAACAAGAGAAUCCUUGUUCCCAUGGAGACACACGUUUUAGAAAGAGAAAUGCUGAAGUCCGACAGAAGUUACAUACUGGACUGUGGAACUGAAAUAUUCUUGUGGAUAGGGAUGACAACACUAGUUUCAGAGAAGAAGACAUCUGCUACCGCAUUAGAGGAGUACGUACACUUACAAGGCAGAUCAUCAAUUGGCCGCACUGUUAUAAUGACUGAAGGUCAUGAAAUUGUCGAUUUUAAGCUGCAUUUUCAGCAUUGGCCUAAGAAUGUUGUGCAGAAGUUGUACGAGGCAGGGCGGCAGAAAGUGGCAGCAAUUUUCAAGCAUCAGGGAUAUGAUGUUGCAGAAAUUCCAGAUGAUAAACCUCGGCAGCUCAUCAGUAGUAAUGGUUGUCUGAAGGUUUGGCUGGUGGACCGUGGUUGUGUAACACUCCUUUGCACCGAGGAGCAGGAGCAACUUUACAACGGAGAUUGCUAUAUCAUACAGUACAGCUACGCUGAAGAUGGAAAAGAUUAUCAUCUGUUCCUUGCUUGGUUUGGACAAGAUAGUGUACAGGAAGAUAGAGUUGCCACAGUUUCAUUGAUGUCAAGCAUGGCUGAUUCAGUCAAAGGACGUGCAGUUGUGGGGCAAGUGCUUGAGGGCAGAGAACCAGAGUUGUUUUUCCUAGUAUUCAAGUCAUUGAUCAUAUUCAAGGGUGGCAGGAGUACUGCAUAUAAGAACUCUAUUCUGCAGAAAAGCAAUAGAACUGAACAGUACCAGAAAGAUGGGGCUGCAUUAUUCCGGGUUCAAGGGCUGAGACCUGAUUGCAUACAAGCCAUUCAGGUUCAUCUGGCCGCAAGUUCGCUUAAUUCGUCACACUGUUACAUUUUGCAAGACGGCGCUUCUUUCUUUACGUGGCUAGGAAGUCUUUCUUCACCCAGUGACCAUGUUCUACUUGAUAGAAUGAUGGAUAAGUUGUGUCCACUGAAGCAAUCAUUGUUAGUAAGAGAAGGUUCUGAACCUGACCGUUUCUGGACAACAUUAGGAGGAAGAUCAGAAUACUCCAAAGAAAAGUGUGUCAAGGGUUGGCCAACAGAUCCACAUCUGUAUACGUGUACUUUUCAACAAUGUCUGUUCAAGGCAAAGGAGGUAUUCAGCUUCUCGCAGGAUGAUCUGGCAACUGAGGAGACGUUGAUACUGGACUGCGGCGAAGAAAUCUUCGUCUGGGUUGGACUUCACUCAGGUGUCACGUCCAAGGAGCACGCCCUCGACUUCGGCAAGAUGUUCCUUCAGGCAGGCAUUGCUCGGGAUGGACCACGGUCGAUCAAUGACACAACCGUGUAUGCUGUCGCGGAAGGGGAUGAACCUGCAUUUUUCACCAGCUUCUUCAACUGGGAUAGCUCAAAACAAGCUGCAGCUAUGCUGGGCAACUCAUUUGAGAGGAAGCUGGCAAUGCUGAAAGGGCUUUCACCAAAAAUGGAGACACCGGACAGGAGCUUGCGCAAGUCUUCGUCGCGAAGACAGGAGAUAUCGUCAGAGCCAACAACACCGGAGCAGCAGCAGCAGCAGCCGGCGGCGGCGAGGAGGACGUUUGGGUCUGCCUCUGCCGGGAGGACCGCUAGGGAGAGACUGCCGCCACCUUCAUCCGCAGCGUCGGCGUCGCCGGCAACACCAUCCUGGUCUCUCAAGAGCCGCGCGUCGUCGUCGCCGUCGACGCCAGCAACGGCGCGGCGGCUCUUCCCUUCCUCCUCGCUGCACGCGCCGGGGACAGCGGCCGCACAUCUCCCCUCCCCUACGGCCAUAGGGAGUCCUGGUCGACGACGGUGAGCAGAGCUCCCUGGUGCACACCGGAGGAGGAUAGGUGAAACCUGUACCUGUACCGUAACAUACGCCCGAUAUUUGCUUGCCCUAGGGGAUGAACUGCAGUCAAAGUCCUCCAUCAGAGAACGUGAUUUCGCCUCGUCCUAGGCUAAUCAGAACGAAAAUGUCAUAAAACUAGUACUCCCUCCGUUCGUUUUUAUAAGAUGUUUUGGACAGCCAGCUUUGAACUAUUUUGGGCAUUGUCCGAAUGUUCUAAAACGUCUUAUAAAAA